Molecule: messenger RNA, 3346 nt
Organism: Rhipicephalus sanguineus (brown dog tick)
Lineage: Eukaryota; Metazoa; Arthropoda; Arachnida; Ixodida; Ixodidae
Product: G1/S-specific cyclin-E1
Exons: 10
Coding region: 264-1469 (401 amino acids)
Biological process (GO): regulation of cyclin-dependent protein serine/threonine kinase activity; G1/S transition of mitotic cell cycle
Cellular component (GO): cyclin E1-CDK2 complex; cytoplasm; centrosome
Molecular function (GO): cyclin-dependent protein serine/threonine kinase regulator activity
Source: RefSeq, a predicted model, not a curated record
GAGGGGCGACAGGAGAGAAGGCGGUCGCCUCCUUCCCACUCAGCUGUUCCGCCGGCGCGCUCUUGGGCUGCGCGCGUUUGGCGGCAGAGGGAAACCCGGCAGUGCGUCGUGCUCCUUGCUCCCAGCAGAGAUCGUUUACCUACCUGGGGGAUGCCCGCCUUUCUACUGCGCUUCAUCUAGACUCGCGGAGGCUUCCUUGGCGGCUCCUCACUCCACCGAAAUCUUUUUCCGGAUGGAACACUGAUCAAGCUUCCUCUGGAAAUAUGUCUAAAAGGUACACAAAAGCUACCAGAUCGAAGCGGUCUCGUGGGUCUGUUGACCACAUUAUGCUUCGGAAGAGACGACGAGCACCGGCCACUGCCGAGGAAACACCUUCACCGGAUGCCAGUGAAAGCUUUGAAGAAACACCGUCCAUGGAGACUUGCUUUGGGAGCCCAGAUCGCAGCGACACAUCAUACUUCUGUGGUGGAGGCACACCAAAAAGCUAUAGUCAAUUUCGAGGCAUUCAUGGCCUUCCAACACCUGAACCACGGGCAUGCCGCAAUUCUCCACUUCCUCAGUUUUCUUGGGCUGACCAGGAGAAUGUAUGGAGCCUGAUGGUUCACAAAGACCUCAUCUAUGUCCACAGUGCAUCUGUGCUUGAGCGACAUCCUGCUUUGCAGCCACGGAUGCGUGUCAUUCUCCUCGACUGGCUGAUUGAGGUCUGUGAAGUUUACAGGUUGCACAGGGACACCUACUACUUGGCCCAAGACAUCCUUGAUCGCUACCUGGCCAAGACUUCCAACCUUCCAAAGAAUCAACUUCAGCUACUAGGCAUCACAUCCUUGUUUCUUGCAGCCAAAAUGGAGGAAAUUUACCCACCAAAGCUGGCUGAGUUUGCCUAUGUGACUGAUGGUGCUUGCCAGGAGAGCGAAAUUCUUGACAAGGAACUAUCAAUUCUUGUGGCUCUCAACUGGGACCUGACUCCAGUAACUGUCAAUGGGUGGCUUAACACGUACCUGCAGAUAGCUGCAAAGAAGGAGAAGAGGGACAAAGAUGACAUGAACUUCUUACAUCCAGGAUUCUCUGCCUGCUCUUUUGUACAAGUUGCACAGUUGGUGGAUCUAUGCAUGCUGGACGUAGAUUGCCUACAGUUUGCAUACAGCGCUAUUGCUGCUUCGGCGAUCCAUCAUAUGAUGUCUCCAACCCUAGCAUCAACUGUUUCUGGCUACAAGACUGCUGAUUUAGCCGACUGCAUUGAGUGGAUGGUACCUUUUGCCACUGUUAUCAAAGAAGGAUUAAAAGACACAUCUGGAACCUGUGGGAAAUCCGGACACGAAAUACAAGUUCAUCAUGUUAAUCUCCAGCUAGUGGAGAAGGCAUUAUGCCUGAAGAAAGAAGCCAGUGCCUCUUCAGAAUCUAAACGUGGCAAAGUGCCCAGUGGCAACAGCACAGUUUUGGGACUACUCACACCUCCUGCUGUCCAGUAGUUUUUAUGGGAACAUUCAUUGCAAGCGGUUAUGUGUUGGCCUGUACUGCUGUUUGUUGAUAGCAUACCAGUGUAAGAUCUCGCGCUGUGGACAUAGAGCACACAAUCUUCGAGAGCAAGGAAAUGUAACCAGAGUGUAAAUGCACUUGCAUGUCUAGUCUCAAUUGUCCCAGCCGACUUUGUUGCAUGGCUGUUACAGCUGUAUCAUUAGGGUUUUUUUCUCUAAGUGAAGGGCAUCUGCAUGUGUGUCCACAUACUAGAGGUAAAUACUGUGUAGUUGACCUACCUGUCUGUUGUCAGUGCAGUGUUCCUAGUUUUCUACAGUGCUUGUUUAUUUCUAAAAAGAAACUCUGCUCUGGCAAGUCUGUGGAAUGCUGGACAUUCACUGAUAACCCAUUCCAUGCCCUUUGUAAUCAUGUACAUGUAUAUAGAUACAUUAUGUAUCACCUGUUCAGCCAUUUAUGUUUAUAUAUUUUGCAAGUGGGUUCCCUGGAGAGCUAUUUUGUUAACAGCCAAGCUUUGGCAAGACAGGGAAAAGCUUGCAAUCAAAACGUGUCAUCUGCAUGGCAAAGUCAUCCAAGACUGUGUCUCGCACAUUGCCAGCAGUUUUGUGUAAGUCUUUGUCAGGGAAUGCCCACAUGAUGCCGUUUCACUGCCAGUGUUUAAAAGUUGUCACAGGUAGGUGACUGCACACUCAACCUGCAUGAGGUGUUGCCAUGCUGGGGGACGUAUUUUUAUACUCUAAAACAUGCAUGGGAAUGAGUGUUUUGAGAAGCUCACCACUUGUCCAAUGCCAUAGUGUUCUGCUUCCCAUUGGUGUUUUUUUUCCUCCAUUGUUUUGGGAUAGCUGAUCCCUCCAAGAUCUCAAACCUAGUGCCAUUGGGACUGUGAAUGUAUUACCCACAUUCUCCUAGCCAAUGUCAGUGCUCAGUCAUGCUUACACUGGCAUUAGUUCUACCUAUGUGUACACUGGGAGCUUCCAAGCCUGCUGUCUGGUGGCUCUAGUUAACACAUUUGAGGAUGUCAUCAUUUGUCUUCCAGUUUAUGCUGAUAUAUUAUUAUUCCUGCUAACUUGUUCUCUGAACAAUGGUUUGAAUGUUUAUAUCACAAUUUGCUCAAGCAACAAGACGGAUUUUAUCAGCAACAUACGCCCCAUGCAAGUUGUUGCAUGUUUGUUGUGCAUGGGGGACACUAAAUAAGACAUAUCCCUGCAAGUUUUAAGUUUGAGCUUGGAGUGGAAGACUUGGAUCUGCUCAUUUUUUUGAACUAGAGGCUUUUGUGCUUAGCAAUUUUUUUUAGCCUUUGAUUAAAAAAAAAUGAAUUUCAUGUUUAAGGUACUUGAUCAUUGUUUAGAAUGUAUUUAAGACACUUUUGAGGCCUGAUUAAAGUGUACUUUGCACAUUGUGAGUAAUUGUGAGGUUAUAAACAAGUAAACAGACAUUUUUGUUCAGAGUUGCCUUGAAGUGCACAUGGGAGGAUAGUAUGGUACAAAGAGCACUUGAUGCAGGCUCUGUGCUUUAUGACAGUAAUGUGCAAUAACUGACUUAUUGCUGCUGGUAUUUCAGUGCUGUGUGGGUAUUUAAACAUUUUCUGUAUACUGCAUGAAGUUGUGAAGCUUCCACUGUGUCGUAUUGUACAACUGUGCACUGAAUGCCAGCUCUAAAUGAAAACUUAGUGCCCACAGUAUUUUGCCUCUUUUGUCAGUUAUGUAUACUUUCUGGGUUUUUCUGGUUUGGCAUUUCAAGCACAUCUAUCAGUCAUUUACUGUACUGUACCAAUACCCAUCAUAUGGCAUUGAGUGGAUUUGUAAACAUGAUUUAUGGAGGUGAUACUAUUUUUUUAUGAUGCAUUUGAAAUAAAGUAAUGACCUUUACAAAG